AGAGCUGCAGCAGCGGGAGGAAGGCGAUCAACCGACGCGAGAGUAACAAUGAACAGGAUUCGAAUCCACGUUUUGCCGUCCAGUCGGAACCGGGUGGCCCAGCCCCCCCGACCCCAGGAGCCCCAGGCCUGCUCCUUCACCCAGCGACCAUGCUCCCACCCCCGCCUGGAAGGCCUGGACUUCUGCCUCAAGCACAUCCUGGAGGACAAGACGGCGCCGUACAAGCAGUGCAGCUACGUGUCCUCCAAGAACGGCAAGCGCUGUCCCAACGCCGCGCCCAAAGUAGACAAGAAAGAAGGCGCGAUGCUCUGUGCAGAACACGCUCGCAGGAACGCCAUGGCUCUGCGGGCUCAGACCAGGAAGGCGGCGUCCGCUCCGUCCCCAGAGACACUGCUGUCUCAGCUCAGUGGCUUCAACCGCGCUGAGACACACGGCCUUGAAGGAGGUCGUUCAGAAGGAAGUCGAGUUGUAGAUGAAGACAGUCUGAGCGACGAGGACCAGGGACCCCUGGUUCUGGACCAGACGUGGAGAGGAGACCCCGACAGUGAAGCCGACAGUGUUGACAGUGAUCACGAGGAUCCUUUAAAACAUGCAGGUGUCUACACAGCAGAGGAGGUGGCUCUCAUCACCCGGGAGAAGCUCAUCCGGCUCCAGUCUCUCUACAUCGACCAGUUCAAACGCCUGCAGCACCUGCUGAAGGAGAAGAAGCGCCGAUACCUGCACAACCGCAAAGUGGAGCAUGAAUCUCUCGGGAGCGGUCUGCUGACGGGUCCUGAAGGGCUGUCCACCAAGGAAAGGGAGAACCUGAAGAAGCUCAAAGCUCUGCGUCGAUACCGUCGUCGGUACGGCGUGGAAGCUCUGCUGCAUCGGCAGCUGAGGGAGCGGAGGCAGGCCGUGACGGACGGGGGUCUUCAGCCGAACUCGAGAACCGUGUACGAGAAGUGCAUCUCGUUCGUGGAGGGAACCCGCUGCAUCAACCCCUGCCUGCCUAUGACCCGGCACUGUGUCUCACACAUUUACCAGGACGGCAAUCAGGUGCUUUUCAAAAUGUGUCCCGGCCUGAAAGACGUCCCCUGUGAGCGCACGGUGCACUUGGGUCAGUCCGACGACCCCCGCUGCACGCUUCACCUCACCCUGCCCCCCCCCAUGUUCCAGCCGGAGCAGGAAACGCCCCCACAGGACCAGCUCGCCCUGGCCAGCAGAGACAUGUACCUGAGUGCAGCAGAGCUCCAGCCCACAGAGAGCCUUCCCUUAGAGUUCAGUGAUGACCUGGAUGUGGAAGGGGACGGGAUGCAGGGCCCGCCGUCGCCGCUUCAGUUUGACACGGCGCUGGCCCUGGAGGACCAGACCAUCAGAGCCAUCGCCGAGGCCCCGAUGGACAUCCUGACCGGAGAGGACCCGGACCAGGGGGACCUGGACGCCUCAGGACAGGAGCUUUCAGAAAGAGAUGUGGAUUCCAUCAUGGACGACCGGGUUCACUCAUGAUGUGGGAACUCGGAUGAUGAAAUCUUCUUUGUUUGUCACUCUGUUAUAAUCUGGUGCAAUAGAAUCCUGGUGACUGUGUCAGACUGAACAAAAACAUUGAAAUAAAGUUGUCUUCUGCACUUGA
Molecule: messenger RNA, 1609 nt
Organism: Limanda limanda (common dab)
Lineage: Eukaryota; Metazoa; Chordata; Actinopteri; Pleuronectiformes; Pleuronectidae
Gene: kansl2
Product: KAT8 regulatory NSL complex subunit 2
Exons: 9
Coding region: 49-1485 (478 amino acids)
Cellular component (GO): NSL complex
Source: RefSeq, a predicted model, not a curated record